UUUAUCCCACACACUUAUCUCUCUUUCUCUCUUCCAAAACCAAAACAAAGCACACAAAACAAAAUACAAAUUUAUAUAUCUCUCAUCUUUCGCCACGUAGACAUGGACGUCGGCCACAUCAAUAGACCAACGGUGGAUAUCUCACCGAGAAAGCUUCUUUCCUCCGCCAAGUCUCCGUCGUCGAGUCCUCUUCAAGACUAUUCUUACGACUCUGACUCGGAAGAUCCUUACGCCGGCGACCAUUUUCGUAUGUACGAAUUCAAGAUCCGACGGUGCACUCGUAGCCGUAGCCAUGAUUGGACUGACUGUCCUUUCUCUCAUCCUGGUGAGAAAGCUCGCCGUCGUGACCCUCGCCGGUUUCAUUACACCGGCGAGGUUUGCCCUGAGUUUAGUCGGCACGGCGGUGAUUGUAGCCGUGGCGACGAAUGUGUGUUUUCGCAUGGCGUUUUCGAGUGUUGGCUUCAUCCUAGUCGUUACCGAACCGAAGCUUGUAAAGACGGUAAGCAUUGUAAGAGAAAAGUUUGUUUCUUUGCUCAUUCUCCACGUCAGCUUAGGGUUCUUCCUCCGUCGCCGCCGGAGAAUUUUAUCUCCGGUGGAUCAGCCUCGUCGUCUCCUGCCUCGGUGUUAGGUCAUAAAAAUAACCGUUGUUGCUUGUUUUGUUCCCACUCUCCGACGAGCACUCUUUUGGGUUUAUCAAGAUCACCGUCUUCGUCUCCGCCGUUAUCUCCGGCUGAUAAAGCCGCUGCGUUUUCACGGCUGAGCCGCCGUCGCACCGCCGUGCUUAACGAGUUGAUUAGUUCUUUAGAUUCCUUUAGUCUCACGGAAGCUCUCGCAUCUUCCUCGUCGUCGUCUCCGGGUACCAUGCCAGUUUCCACGGCGGCGAUGAUUGCCUCAGCGAAUCUAUCCAACCACCGUAUUCCGCCGUGGCUUGACGUCGGAGACAGAGAUCUCCAAAUACAACAAACUAGUCCUCUACAAUUUUCUCAUUCACCUUCUUCUACACCAAGUUACCUCCACAGCCAGCUUCAGCCACCGUUAUCAAGCUUCUUCAGCGAUGACUUCACACCACGCGGUGGCCGGGUAAGCGAUUUCACGGCGGCUGCAUCUGCGGCGGCCGAAGCUAAAUAUAAGACUAGCUUCGAAGUUGGUUCUAGUAGUGAUCUUGAUCUCGGAUGGGUGAACGAUCUUUUGACAUGAACAAUGUGACGUCAACGGUGAACUAAACCUGACGGCAAGAAUUAUACGGCGGUGGAGCUCCGUCGUGGUACAUUGUUUAUUAAAUAUUGUUAUAACUUUUACGAAUUUUUUUCAUGAGAGCUAAUUAAAGAGUCUCUGUACUAUGUCGUGCUUUAAAAAUAUUUUUACUUUCUUCUUUUGUUAAUUAAAUAAGAGUCCAUAUGUAAAACUUCUAUUGUUAUAUAAUUUGAUCUCUUGGAACUUGUAAUAUUUACAAUAUUGGGAUCACAUUCCUAUGUAAUGUUUUACUUCGAAAUAUUCUGUUUAAUAAAAAAUUAUAUUGUAAUUA
Molecule: messenger RNA, 1525 nt
Organism: Capsella rubella
Lineage: Eukaryota; Viridiplantae; Streptophyta; Magnoliopsida; Brassicales; Brassicaceae
Product: zinc finger CCCH domain-containing protein 61
Exons: 1
Coding region: 103-1197 (364 amino acids)
Molecular function (GO): metal ion binding
Source: RefSeq, a predicted model, not a curated record